Aspergillus caelatus is the source of this 2037-nucleotide messenger RNA. RefSeq lists its product as uncharacterized. The coding region runs from base 1 to 2037 and encodes 678 amino acids. The record is from RefSeq and is a predicted model, not a curated record. NCBI's taxonomy places the organism in Eukaryota, Fungi, Ascomycota, Eurotiomycetes, Eurotiales, Aspergillaceae. Gene Ontology annotation, molecular function: FAD binding; oxidoreductase activity. The transcript is spliced from 6 exons.
AUGGUUGAUACGUUUUCCUCUAUCCCCAUCGUGGACUUUAGUCGUCUUCAGGAUCCGCUGACUAAAGCGGAAGCCUUGGAGCAAUUGCGGAAUGCCAUCUUCCGGGUUGGAUUCUUGUACUUGAUCAAUCAUGGACUAGAGCCACUUGUAGAAAGAACGCACGCGAAGCUUCCAGAGCUGUUCGCUCUGCCCACUGAGGUCAAGGAACGAUGUAAUAUGAUCAAUUCGCCCGCGUUUGUCGGGUAUACUCGUCUCGGAGCCGAGACCACAGCAUCUAAGACGGAUUUGCGAGAGCAAUUCGACUUCGGUACGCCGGGUAUGAAACCCUGGACUGAGAAUGAUCCCUUCUGGCAGCGACUCGAAGGGGACAGCCAGUAUCCGGACCAUCCUGGGGCCAAAGAACUGGUCGAAGAUUACAUCGCAGAGUCCGCGAAGCUAUCGCAGGAAUUCAUGCGAUAUGUUUCAGAAUGUCUUUCCCUACCCCCAACAACCUUCGAGUCAUUCAAGGGCAAAAUGGACCGCCUGAAGUUUGUCAGGUAUCCUCAAGCUGCGCCCGGCUCACAAGGAGUAGGUCCGCACAAGGACUCCACAGGUUUAUUCACUUUCCUCUCGCAAGACGACACGGGCGGACUCCAGGUCCUGAACAAGAACGGCGAGUGGAUCGAUGCCCCUCCCAUUGAGGGCAGUCUGGUCGUGAAUAUCCAACAGGGAUUCGAGGCAAUUACCGGCGGGAUCUGCACUGCGACGACCCAUCGGGUGAUUGGUGUUGUGGUGAUGCCCACUGAGACUGACGAUGUUCGCACUGCACUUCUCUGGGCUCAAGAUCAUAAUAUCGACCUUGCCGUCAAGGGAGGUGGUCAUUCCGUCGCGGGAACGAGUUCUAGCGACGGCGGAUUGGUGAUCGAUCUGUCGCGCAUGAACAAAGUCACCGCGGACACGGAGAAGAAAACGCUGACCGUCCAAGGUGGCGCCGUGUGGAAGGACGUCGAUGAAGCGGGCGCAGAGCACGGACUCGCUGCCGUCGGCGGUACAGUCAACCACACCGGCGUCGGUGGAUUGACACUCGGUGGAGGAUACGGCUGGCUGAGCGGUCAGUACGGACUCACCAUCGACAACCUCCUGGCUGCGACGGUGGUGCUCGCAGACGGCCAAGUCGUCACAGCCUCUGCGACCGAGAACUCAGACCUCUUCUGGGGUCUGCGGGGAGCAGGAUACAAUUUCGGGGUGGUUGUCGACUUCACCUUUCAGGCUUAUGAACAGAAGACACCCGUCUAUGCGGGGAUUAUUGCCUUCACACCAGACAAACUCGAGUCAGUCAUCGAGCAGAUGAACGUGCUCUUUGAAAACCCCGACCCUCGAUCCGGUGCGAUGAUCAUCCUUGCCCAGCCCCCGGGCGCCCCUACCAUCAUGGUCAACGUCCUGGUCUUCUAUAACGGUACCAACGAAGAAGGCUCAAAACGUUACGCCGGCUUCCUUGCUCUCGAGCCCGUGGCCAACAUGAUCGAAGUCAUCCCUUACUCCUUGCUGAACUCCCUCCAGAACCCGAUGGCCACUUACGGCGACCGCAAGUCCUUCAAGGGUCUUUUCUAUCGCACACCCAUGGACGCCCAAUUCCUGCGUUCCAUGCUUGACGAACUAAACGCUAAGGCUCAAGAGCACCCCGAUAUGAUCCCGGCUAUGCUGCUUGAGUGCUACGAUAUGAGGAAGACCUGCAGCGUGCCGCUGGAUGCGACCGCGUUCGCGAAUCGGAGUCUUACGCAGAACGGACUGCUCAACCUGCGCUGGACGGAUCAGUCCAAGGACGCCGAAUAUCGGGCCUGGGCGCGCGAAAUUCAAGCUAAAUUCAAGGCGCAGUUUGAGACCCAGCUUAACGGAGAGGAGACGGCCGAUGUACCGCAGUAUAUCAACUACGCAGAGCCCGGAGACUCGGUCGUGAACAACAUCUACGGAAGUAAUCGGGAGCGCCUGAAGGAAGUCAAGGCGAAAUACGACCCGAAGAAUGUCUUCCAUAAGAUGCAUCCCGUUUCCCGUGCUUAG